Messenger RNA from Labeo rohita (rohu), 1007 nucleotides. It is a transcript of the gene c18h11orf58, whose product is annotated as chromosome 18 C11orf58 homolog. The transcript is spliced from 5 exons. The record is from RefSeq and is a predicted model, not a curated record. NCBI's taxonomy places the organism in Eukaryota, Metazoa, Chordata, Actinopteri, Cypriniformes, Cyprinidae. Bases 106 to 621 code for a protein of 171 amino acids.
UGAUGCACCGCGCGGUGCACGCUAGCUCUUAGCUGCUAAGCAAACGUUGGAGCAGGCAGGCGCAAGCAAUGUUUAUUUGACCACUGUAGUUCAAAAUCUUUGAAAAUGAGUUCUUCAGACGAAACGUGUAAAGGCACGAAACGACCCGCAUCUCCAGAUAAACCAGGAGCCACACAAUGGGGAUCAGCAGAUUUAGGGACAGAUGAAAGGAAGCAGAAGUUUUUGAGACUGAUGGGAGCAGGAAAGAAAGAACACACUGGACGUCUUGUUAUUGGGGAUCACAAGUCAACGUCCCAUUUCCGCAGCGGGGCAGAGGAUCGGAAGAUUAACGCUGAGCUUGAGCACCAGUAUCAACAGGGUAUGGAUGGGAAGUUAUCAGGGAGGAACAGGAGACACUGUGGCCUGGGGUUUAGCGAGCCCGAUCCACCUGCUGAGAGUGUGAGCGCCGCUGUGCCCGAGAUGUCAGAGAGUUCAGAAAAAGCCCCUGAACAACCAUCAGAACCACACAAGGACGAGAAAACACCUUUACCUGACACAGAGCACAAGAAAGAGGAACAGCACACAGACUCAAAGGAGGACAAGAAAAAGACUUUUAAAAUGGCGUUUGUAAAAUCCACAUAAAUGGCAUUGCCUUUGUUGUAUUUUCUCGAUUUCCUACAGUGUUUUCCGAGAGCACAUUUUUAUUUCCUUUAAAAUUGGAAAAUUGUGUUUCAAUUUUAAAUGUGAUUAUGUCUGUUAUCAAAUAAUUUGGACUUGCCUGGUCUUGUUGAGAACUGUUUCUUCUCUACAAAUUUAAGGCAUAGUUCAUAGAAGAAAUGAAUUGAUCUGGUCUCAGACUACUCAGCUCUUAUGAUUUCAUAUAAACAUGAGAGUGAACAGAUGACAAUUUUUACUGAACUAUUGAAGCAGGAUCGAACUAUCAAGACAGUGAGGUACAGUCAUUUGCAGACAAUGUCAAUUGUGUGUAUUAAAACCUGUGGCAAGACAUCAAUAAAAAGUAAAACUUC